This is a messenger RNA of Mycena citricolor, 5292 nucleotides long. The record is from the annotation of a GenBank genome assembly. Lineage: Eukaryota; Fungi; Basidiomycota; Agaricomycetes; Agaricales; Mycenaceae.
AGAUGAUGCACUCCCAUGGAUAGAUAAUGAGUUUAAGUAUCCAGCCGGUCAGGCCAUGAGAGAUCCCAAUCCGCUCCGCAGCCAUGGACCUCAAGGAAGAGAAAACGUCUGAACAGACAGUCGAAGAGCGCUCCUCAGCCAGCUCGGACCACAGCGGCACCCCCGCACCCGUCGCGCUCGAGACGUACCUGUACUACGCCGCGCUGCAGCGCGCCGCCGAAGCAGGGUCCGACGCGAACCCGCACUCGGGGGGCUUCAAUUCCUGGCUGAACGGCCGGUCCGCACACAAAGGGCCCAAUGCGAACAUCGACGCCGCGCCGCACCUCGAGAAGCACCGCGGCAUCACGCUGUCUGAGCGCGAGACGGCCUCGCGGGCGCUGCGGCUCGCGUCGUGGUCGUCCGUGUUCUAUCUUAUCACGACGGAUAUUCUCGGCCCGUUCAACGCACCGUUUGCUAUUUCCCAGGUCGGGUGGGUCCCUGGGAUUAUACUGUACUUUAUCAUGGGUCUGGUCGCGCUCUAUACGGGCCUGAUCCUCUGGCGCUUGUUCGUGCGCCUCGACUCAUUGCGUUAUCCUGUGCUGAGCUACGCCGAUCUUGCGGAGCGUAUAUUCGGCACCUGGGCGCGACGGGUCUCGCUCGUUCUGCAAAGUCUUCAGCUCGUCGUCUUUGUCGGCAUCAUCUGUUUGGGGAACGCGCAGGCUCUCACCCAAGUGGCCAAGCACCGUUUGUGUUUCUCCAUCUGCAUAGUCAUCUGGGCCUUCCUCGGCAUGCUUAUCGGCCAGAUUCGCACACUCAAGAACUACGGCUGGCUGGCUAAUUCAGCCGUGUGGAUCAACCUUUUGAUCAUCUUCACCAGCAUGGGAUUUGUGGCUCACAGCCCCCCGAAUUUCGCAGCCGCAUUGUCGUCCCUCGGGGUCCCCCAAGGCCCAGUUCAGACUCAGACGUUUGCGAAGAUUCCGCUGUUCUCUCAGGUCAACGGGAUCAUGAACAUGGUCUACGCUUAUGGGGGUGCCAUGAUAUUCCCGGAAAUUAUGGCCGAGAUGCGGCGUCCGAUGGAUUUUUGGAAAGGAAUGGUCAUGGCCCAAUCGUUGAUCUUCACGGCUUAUCUUAUCUAUGGGGCCUUCAUCUAUUCCCAGCAGGGACAAUUCGUGCUGCCGCUAGCUUACCAGGGCGUGAGCAAGUAUGCGUGGCAGACAGUGGGGAAUGUGAUGUCCUUGGUCACGGGCAUCAUCGCAGGAGGGCUCUACGGCAACAUCGGCAUCAAGGGCGCAUCAUCUGGUCCAUCCUUGUCGUGGCUUACUGGGCAUUGGGUCGGUGCUUGUUCUGAGGACAUCGGGCAACAGAUACCUUACCCCCUCUUAGCGUUCGUAAUCGGAUCGGCGAUUCCACAGAUUCAGACCAUCAACGGACUGGUCGGAGCGAUCGGGAUCAUGCAAUUCACGUACACGUUCCCGCCGCUCCUCCGGCUCGGAUACGACGUCCUGAGCGAUGCCAUGGCCGGCGACAAGCCGUACGAUCCCGACUCUGGCACCGGCUAUCAUCGCGUGGACACGUGGAGACAGUGGUCUCGGUGGAGGCGCGGUCUGUUCUCCGGGCACUGGUACUUCAAGCUCUUCAAUUUCGUCCUGUUCUUGGCGAGUCUGUCUAUGGCAGGUCUCGGCAUGUGGGCUGCGGGCGAGUCGGUGAAAACGACCUUUGCGCUGUCGGGAGCGGCCACUUCAUUCGGCUCAGCACUGAUAUCGAAGAAGAAAAAGAGACGCGACAAACACGGUUCAAAAGACGAGGGACCGGAUGCGCUUGAAAAGCAAACGAAGCGCAAACGAGAGACGGUGGAUGUAGACGAAACAGACGCUGCUCUUGCAGCCGACAGAAAGCAGAAAAAGAAGAAAAAGCGCGGCGAGCGAUCCGAUGCGGUAGAUGUUGAACGGCUGGAAUCAUCCUCUGCCACUUUCCCAAUCACGCAGCAAGAGGAUAAGGAGAAGAGGAAGAAGGAGAAGAAGAGGAAAAGAGACGCAGACGAUUCGGCGGCUGUAUCGCAUUCGGACGUUGUCGUUGGAGAGGAGCAUGUCGAGAAGAAGAAGAAGAAGAGUAAGGAUAAGAAACGCGACGCGGACGAUCCGAUGGCUGUAUCAAUCUCGGACGCUGUCGCACAGGAGAAUAACAGAAAUGAGGGAGCAAUCGGCUCCAGCGCCCCUCAGGUUUCUGCAGAGGUGGUUGAAAACGAGUCUGUCGAGGAGAAGAGGAAGAAGAAGAAGAGGAAACGCGACGCAGAACAAGCGUCUUUGGAAGAAAACACUCUCGCGGGUCCCGAUGGAGCAGCCGAGGAAGCUGCUCCGAAGAAAAAGAAGAAAUCGAAGGGCAGAGAGACUGAACGGGAGCAGAAAAAGGCAAGCACAGCUGCCUCGCCGCCACCUCAGAACAGUGUUUCUGCCGUGUUCAAUGCGGACUUCGAUUCUAACGACGACAUAUUGCGCGCAAUCCAGGGCCUCGACAUGACUACCUUCGAGGGCGGCACACCUGAACCCGUUCCGGUAGCUUCCAGCAAUCGGUCACGGAAAGCUUCAUCAUCGUCAAAGCCGAAGCGCGCGAAAGCGGCUGCGUCACAACUGAACCUCAAUCACGCAGAGCUAUUGGCGACAAAAUGGAUGACGCCCAAACAGCUGGAUGAUCUGGCUCAAACGGAGGGUCUCGUCUUCAAGAAGGGCAAAUUCGCGGCGACAGAGAUCAAGCUGCUCAACGAUGCGAUUGAGAACUACCGAAAGACGCGAAGCCUAGCGGAAUCGGAUAUCGUGAAUCUCGUAUUUCCAUCGGACGACACGCAGAAAGACCCAACAUUCUGGACGGAAAUCACAUCCGCUCUCGACCAACGGCCAAUCCGCGCUGUGUGGAACUAUCUGCGACGAGCCCGCAACGACGCCGGCCGACAGGGCAAGUGGAAAGCGGACGAGGACGCCAGACUUAUACAAGCCGUGACGUCGCUGGGACAGCAGUGGGAAAAAGUAUCCGAACUGGUCGGUCGCAUGGCUGGUGACUGCAGGGACCGAUACAGGAACCACAUCGUCGAUCUGGACAAGCGCGAAUAUGGCGAGUGAUCAGGGACUGCUUCGGCAUCGUAUUGAGGCUUUGCUAGGCACAUGGAGCGCCGAAGACGAAGCAGAGCUCACGAAGAUCGUACGAGAGAUGCAUCAGGGCCAGGAUCUGGACAACGACAUUCUCUGGACGCGGGUUGCAGAAAGAAUGGGCGGCAAACGGAGUCGGACGCAGUGCCGAGCGAAAUGGAUGGAUUCGCUCAACAGGAAGAAUAAAGGCAACCACGACACUCGCUGGAGCCGAUUGGACACAUAUAUUCUUGUCCACAAAGUUGCCAACCUGCAGGUGGAAGAUGACACCGAAGUCGAUUGGAAGACGCUCCCCGAUCCGACGUGGAAUUUCUGGAGCGCACAUCUUCUGCAGAGGCGAUGGAAGGGACUGAAAGAAGGCAUCAAGGGAGGCGAUCGCUUGUCACACACAGAGAUCGUCGACUUGCUCGUCAAGAAAUACCCCCAAAAACCGCAAGUAAAUGCUGCAAAGAGCGCAGACUGCGUGGUCGAUAGUGAUAAUGAUGAAAGCUAGAACUCAGUCUAGAACUGCGUAGAAGACUGAAGUGCAGACUGCUUACUAUGCAGGGCGUAAGCACACAUCACGUAAGCAGAUCACAAACAAAAUCGGUGCCUUCCAGUACGGUACGUGCCGCAUUACUUAUUGAGACACGUAUGUACUACGGCUGCGUUGCAACUUACCAAGGGCCCCCAUUUUCUGGACACAGUCUGACUGUAAAUGACGCACCUCCUCGAUACGGCUUACGCAUCUCUCGCGACGGACUGCUUUGAUUGGAUUGUUGCGCGGCAUGACACCAAAAAGAGAAGAUGAAGCGAGCACGUUGAUCUAUUCACUCGGUGGGACAAAUCGUCCAGAUCGGAAUGCACGGUAUAUAAGAUAGCUGCCUCCCGAGGGGUCUCAAAACAAUUACUCCCCCUCUCAACAAUCUCUACGCAAUGUCUGCUCUCUUCACCCCGCUCAAGCUCGGCAGCAUCGAGAUCGCCAAUCGCAUCGGGAUGAGCGCCCUUACGCGUGACCGUGCCACCGGGACCGUCCCCAACGAUCUUAUGCUCGAGUACUACGUCCAGCGCGCUAAAGGCGGUGCCGGGCUUAUUGUGACGGAGGGCGUGCUCAUUACCCCCCAAGGCACUGAAUGGCCCGAGGCCCCUGGCAUCUACAACGACGAGCAGGUCGUCGCGUGGAAGAAGAUCACCGACGCCGUGCACGCAGUUGGGACCAAGAUCUACGCCCAGAUCUGGCACCGUGCGUCGAUCGCACCGCUCCACAUCCUGCAGACUCAUCGUAUGUUUUAGUGGGACGUGUCAGCCACCCCGACGCCCCUCUCCAGAAGGCCGCCGGUGUUCCUGUGUACGCUCCGUCCGCUAUCUCUGCCCGAGGAGGCAAGUUCCGCCACCUGCCUGGAGAGCCUGGCUAUGUUACCCCCACGGAAAUUCCCGAUCCCGCUACUCUCACUGCGCUGUACAAGGCCGCAGCCGUGAACGCCAAGAAGGCUGGGUUCGACGGCGUCGAGCUGCACGGCGCAAACGGCUACCUCGUGCACCAGUUCAUCGACCCGAGCGCCAACCAGCGAACCGACAAAUACGGCGGGAGCAUCGAGAACCGGUGCCGGUUCGCCAUCGAGACUCUCAAGGAGCUCAUCGAGGUGUACGGUCCCGACGUUGCCAUCAAGCUGAGCCCUGCAGGAGGAUACAACGACAUGGGAUUCGAUCUGCAGGAGACGAUCGCCACGUACAAGUACCUGCUCACCGAGAUCGACACGCUGGGGCUCUCCUACAUUGCGCUGAUGCGGUACAGCCCGAUGCUUGACAUUGAGAUUGAUGGCAAGAAGCGCGCGACUGUGCACGACACCCCGGCCACCUACCUUCCCUUCAUCUCGAAGACCAAAGUCUUCCUCAACGCCGGAAUCACCCCCGCCGAAGCCGAGGAGUACGUCUCGAGCGGUAAAGUCGCCGGUGUCUUCUUUGGGUUCGCCUGGGUCACCCACCCGGAUGUGGGCAACCGCAUUCGCAAGGGCAUCGCUCUCGACAAUGCCCCCGACUUUGCCACGCUGUACGGUAGCUCCCUUCCCGACAAGGUGAAGGGCUACACCGACUACCCGGCCGCUGCUUAGAUGUGCUCAUUACAUGUACCUGAAUGCAAGUUAUACGUGUGUAGAAUAUCAAACAAUCAAAGACUUUGGAUUUAUGCUCGCGA